AUGUACCUUGCAUCCAUUAUCUCCGUUGGCCUGUUUGGCUUGACCGGCCUUGUUUCUGCUCAUCCAGGCCAUGAUGUCAAGGCCGAAGCUGCUGAGCGGGCUGCAUUCCUCCAGAACGCCCCCAUCCACUCACACAGUUUUCCCCAGUGUUCCUCUAAGCUGAAAGCUAGGGGUCAUUUGAGACGGAGCGUCGCGCGCCGCGAGAUGGCCGUCAAGCAUCUGCGCCGUCGCCGUGGCAUUGAUUCUGCAUAG
Molecule: messenger RNA, 252 nt
Organism: Penicillium arizonense
Lineage: Eukaryota; Fungi; Ascomycota; Eurotiomycetes; Eurotiales; Aspergillaceae
Exons: 2
Coding region: 1-252 (83 amino acids)
Source: RefSeq, a predicted model, not a curated record